Molecule: messenger RNA, 2438 nt
Organism: Colossoma macropomum (tambaqui)
Lineage: Eukaryota; Metazoa; Chordata; Actinopteri; Characiformes; Serrasalmidae
Product: gastrula zinc finger protein XlCGF49.1-like
Exons: 2
Coding region: 248-1066 (272 amino acids)
Biological process (GO): regulation of transcription by RNA polymerase II
Molecular function (GO): RNA polymerase II cis-regulatory region sequence-specific DNA binding; DNA-binding transcription factor activity
Source: RefSeq, a predicted model, not a curated record
ACUGCACUAAAGCGGAGAAGCAGAAGAUUGCGUUGUAGUCCGUAGACCACGCCUCCGCGCUCAUGUACUGAGGAAUAUAGAGGAUCAGAAACAAGAGCUGAACUGUUGAAGAAAUGAACGAUGUCCUGUUUCAAGUCUUCUCCUGCACUUUCCUACCCAGCUUAAAUGUGCUUCCAUAAACACAUCAGGACAUUCCACUAAGAGGAAUGUUAAGCUGCCAAAACAGGUGAUAUAUAUUUAUAUAUAUAUGAAUAUGGCAUCCAGAGGAUGUUUCGGUACUCAGCAAACGUCAUCUGGUUCCCUCCACAUGAACACAUCUCAUAGGCAAACACAGAAACGCAGCAAAGAGAAAAGUCACUGCUGCUUAGAGUGUGGUAAGAGUUUUAUUCAACAGUCUCAUCUCAAAAUACACCAGCGCUUUCACACCGGAGAGAGGCCUUAUCACUGCUCAGUGUGUGGGAAGAGUUUUACUGUACAGAGUCAUCUCCAACAACACCACCGCAUUCACACAGGAGAGAAGCCGUAUCACUGCUUAGAGUGUGGGAAGAGUUUUAAUCGUCAGAGUCAUCUCCAAGAACACCAGCGCAUUCACGCAGGGGAGAAGCCAUAUCAGUGCUUCGAGUGUGGAAAGAGUUUUAAUCGUCAGAGUCAUCUUCAAGAACACCAGCGCAUUCACACAGGAGAGAAGCCGUAUCACUGCUCAGAGUGUGGGAAGAGUUUUAGUCAUCAGAGUUCUCUCCAACAACACCAGCGCAUUCACACAGGAGAGAAGCCGUAUCACUGUUCAGUGUGUGGGAAGAGUUUUAAUCAACAGGGUCAUCUCCAGGAACACCAGCGCAUCCACACAGGAGAGAAGCCGUAUUACUGCUCAGAUUGUGGGAAGAGUUUUAAUCGACAAAGUAGUUUUCAAGAACACCAGCGCAUCCACACAGGAGAGAAGCCUUAUUACUGCUCAGAGUGUGGGAAGAGUUUCAGGCAUUCAAAAACUAUGACAAAACACAAGUGCACUAAGAGCAUGGUGGAACUGGGCAGUAAUGAGUCUAACCUUAACACAUUCCAGGAGUAAAAGUCUCCAGGAAAUGGUGCUUCCUGCCCAGAUUUCAAAUUGUUUUUAGGGGAGAACCACGUUUUACCCUAUUUCUAAAACAUAAGCAUAAAAUAAAAUAUUAUAGCGUCCUCCAUGGGUUCUGUCUUUCAAAGGAAGCUCAAGGGGCGUGGUAUGGAAUGUAACACCCACACAUGCCCUGCCUCUUGUUGAAAAAAGGAUAUUUUGUUGUCGUUGUUAUUAAUGUUGUUUGUUAGUUGAUGAUGUGUUUAUGUUUUGACUGUGAUUCAGUGUUCACCAUCAGUGAGUGUUAUAUGGCCAUUGUUGACCUUCCCUGCUAUUUACUCUGUGAGUGUACAGCUCUGCUAGAAAUUUAAAAGAACAUAGUUCUCUCUUUUGGAAAUAAAAGCAGUUUUUCUCUUUUUACUGUGGUGAACACCAAGUCAAGCUGACAGCUCAUACACCCAUACAGGUCUAUCACUUCAUACAGGUGUGGUACUACAGAUUCCCCCAAAAUUAGUUUAGUUUGUACCAUAUGUUGAAAACCAAUUUAGUAUAUCUAACCUAGUAUCAUGUUUCUGUUGCAGUGAUGUUCUGACAAACACAGAAUCCCUCUUUUGCCUCUUUGAGUCCUACGCAUUAACAGGAUAAUGUUUGUUGCAAUGAAAGUGCCACUUUAUCUUCCUUUUUAACCUUUAGAUGUUUUCUGUAUGCUCGGAGUGUUCUUGUUGAGGACUGCUGCAAAGGAGAUAUGAUUCUGAAGACUGCAACAGUGAAGUUUUUCUGUGUUGGGCAAAACUGAACAGCUUUGUAAAAGAAACACAGUGGUAUGAAGGACUACAAGACAAGCUGAGAGAUAUACUGAUGACCUCUCCUCCUGGUGUAUGCAUGCCUGUUCUACGUGGCAUAAAGUUGCAUACAGGCCAGACUACAACUCAUCCAUGAAUUUUCCGUUACUAUUUACAGAAACAUUAAGGACUUUUGUUCUUUGUGAUGCUUGGAGAGUGACUGUUCCUUGAGAAGUGUGCUGUGACAUGAGAAUGACUUGUUUAUUCAGUCUCCUACCAGACAUGUCGGCGGCCUGUGGUACCGGAGUUGGAACAGGGUAUUUUCAUCAUUGUAGAACUGGGUGAAAGAUGACCAAUAGGGAUGUUCCAAGGCCUUGAGCCUCACUGAGGGCAACUCUUUCUAACAUCAUUAUGAUGCACACAAUGGACGCUAUCUUUGUUGACUAAAUCUAACCAAUAGCACUGUGUUCUGUUAUGUUCCUGAAACAAUCCAAGUCUGCAUUAUAAGAGUUUUGAUUUGUAAUGUUGAUUUAACAUGUGCAUGCAAUUCUAUAUGUAGAUUGUCUAUAAAACAUAUAAUUUGCAUAAAGGUAUAACUACUUUGA